Molecule: messenger RNA, 4336 nt
Organism: Struthio camelus australis
Lineage: Eukaryota; Metazoa; Chordata; Aves; Struthioniformes; Struthionidae
Source: RefSeq, a predicted model, not a curated record
AUUUCUUUCUCACAGAUUCUGCCUGGCUUGUUCAUUGGCAACUUUAAAGAUGCCCGAGAUGUAGAGCAAUUGAGUAAGAAUAACAUUACGCACAUUCUUUCAAUCCAUGACAGUGCCCGCCCUAUGCUCGAGAAAGUGAAGUAUCUGUGCAUUCCUGCUGCUGACUCGCCCUCACAGAACUUGGCAAGGCAUUUCAGAGAGAGCAUCAAAUUUAUCCAUGAGUGCCGGCUUACGGGUGAAGGCUGUCUAGUUCAUUGCCUUGCAGGUGUCUCCAGGAGUGUAACGUUGGUAGUUGCCUACAUCAUGACCAUCACAGACUUUGGUUGGGAAGAUGCGCUGUCUGUUGUCCGAGCAGCGAGAUCCUGUGCCAAUCCUAACAUGGGCUUCCAGAGGCAGCUACAGGAGUUUGAAAAACAUGAUGUUGAUCAGUUCCGGCAGUGGCUGAAAGAAGAAUAUGGGGAAAAUUCUUCUCAGGAUCUGCAAGAAGCCAAAAAUCUUCUGAGCAAAUACAAAGAGCAGGCAGAGUUACAGCAGAGUACUGGGGGAAGACAGUGGAAUAACAACUUCUCAUCUGUGCCAUCCCUCUCAUACAACAACUACACAACAGAGACCUAAUCAUAAAAAGUUGUUUUUCUUUUUUCUUCUACCUGCUGAAGAACAUCUCACCGUAACUUCCAUCCCACCUUCAAGACUCCCAGCAGUAAUCAUGCAGAGUUGAUUUGUAGAAAGCUUCUUGAUGACAAUACUGUAUGUGUGUGUGUGAGUGUAUUUGACACAGUUUUAUAGUUUGAGCAGCAUCAAGCUCUGUGUGUGCUCAGAGACAUGAUCAAGUAAGUUACUGUGGCUAAGCCAGUCUUGUCAGCCACAGCUAUUCUCCCCUUAUGCCUGUGUAGCCUGGCGUUUGCCCUGUGGAGCUCAGCUCCUUUUGUUGUAGGCUAGCAAAGGGCUCUGAGAGAUGAACUCUGGUGAUUAAAGUUGUGGCAGUUUGACGUUUCUGCCCUGUUCAUUAAGAUGUUAUUGUAUCUGCAGAAAGGAACUUAAAUCUAUGCCUUCGCUGCUCCAGUUCACCGUCCAUUGGCAAGUAAUACCCUGGAGAUGGGCUUAUACCUGAAUGCUCUGCUGUAAACUGGAGCAGGUGAGAUAAUGGGUACAUGUCCCUUUCUACCAACAGCAGCAUCUAGGGGAGAAGUGGGACAGACAGCUCUGAGUAAUAACAUCAACUGCCACAGUUGUGCUUGCUUCAGUGCACGUGAGACAGAGCUGUUGGUAGAACUGGCGCAGACAGACAGCACCGAGACUGUUACCACAGCUCAGCUGAUGUGCACUGAUUUAAGCCCUGGCUACUUGAUUGUGCAUCUGGUCUCCCAACAAACUUCUCUGGAGAGAAGUUUGUCAGAUUUCCAGUGCCACUGAACUGCAUUCCCUGUGGAACGCGUGCCUCUUCAGUACACACUCGUGUGCACAUGAUAAUGUGUCUCCAAAGAGCGGGCUGGGUGUGAGUGUGAGCACCUGUUUCUUUGCUUGUGCUGUGGUUUGCUCUUUGACUUUAGCUACCUCAAAAAUGCUGUUCUUAUCAUUGUGGUUGUAAAUGCAACCUUGAAAAUUGCCUUGUGUAAUCUUAAUUUCACUCUGAGAGAAGUAAGUGUGUGUGAGAGAGGGUGUGUGUGUGUGCAUGUACAUUUCACAAAUGUCUGUAUUUGAGAAGUUUAUUGUUUUCUUUUAAAACCGCCCAUAUUUCUCACUAGUUUAAAAAUUCAGAUGUUUGACUUUCUGCUAUUUUAAAACCACUAUAUGUUUUGCUGUUGUCAGAUUUAUAGGAAUGUAUUUGUAAAAUAUUUUAAACUAGGUUAAAACUAGGGGCCAUACUCUGCUCUUGGUAACAUAGUGUAUAUCUGGAAUGGAGCCAUUGAGUAACUUAAAUGUAUUAUGUUUCUAAGACUGUAACCUCAAAUUAGAGAUGCUGGGCAGUGUAUUGAUUUCUGAUGGUGUAAUGGAGCAUAGCAUUGAUGCCACGGUCAUGGUUUCUUGUCUUUGACUCAGAGGAUGAAGGGUUUAUUUUUCUCGAAGAUUCAAAAAAAAAAAAAAACACACCCCUCCCAAACAGCCAUGUUAAUAAUAAUUUAAAAAACCCUAACUUUUUAAAAUAUACAGUGUAUAUAGUGCUAAAAACUGAGUAUUGAGAGUGAGAGGCAGUCAGCACACUAAAUGGACUGUUGUCAUCUCUUUCAAUACCUUUGUUACUCUGACCUCCCAUCCUUUCACCAAAUUCCUCUUCAUGUGAUUUUUUUUUUUCCUGCUUACUUUGAAUGACAGUGAAUUCUUUGAAUGGGAGUGAGGCUUUUGGUAUCAAAUAAGCCAUAGCCUUGUUAAAAGUCUUCUAAAAUAUAUUUUAUAUCAUGUGAAAUAAGGAUCUUACAAAUCUAUUAUUGCCAAAAGGAGGGGGGAAAAAAAAGGGAGAUGGGUUGCAAAUAGCCUUACUACUUUAUCUGAGUGCCAGCCUCCAUCAUAAUUCUCAUUGCACUAAGUGCUUCCAAGUGUAUUGAACACAGUUGAGAGCAGGAUAAUUAUAUCUGUAUUGCAGUAAGGAAUACUAUUGGACUUGGGAAAGGUACUGGGAGAUACACUGUGUUUGUUUCCAAGCUUAUAGCUAAAUGAAUCACUGCCUAUUUGGGAAAUCUAGCAGACAUGCUCUGUGUUUGUUUGGUAAGAGAAGUAUUGGCCUUUUUUUCCCCCCUCUCCUCAGAGAAGUUGGUCUGCAAAUAAUUGGCUGUUUAGGAGUUUCAGUGCAGCAGGGCCCAGAUUGGCAGUACCCUCUGUGUUUUGAGCAGUGGGUUACUACCUUUUGUGGACGUGGUAGAAAAUAUUUUCUUCGGUAACAGGGUCUGACACAUGGAUUCAGGAUCCUGUGUCAUCAAGUUUAGGAUGUUGGUCUCUCUAUUCAACUCUCUCAUCGUUAAUAGGAUACAUAGUGUAAUUUAAGCCCAUCCCCAAAAGGUAGCUGUCAGAAGUAAUUCUGCUAACGUUCUUGUAGGUAUGCAGCCGAGUCAUCCUGUUGCUGACUGCUGAUGGUGGUAGGUAUUCCAUAACAUUUUUGUCAGUCGUCUUCUGUCCUUGCAAUAGUAAUGUUGUUAGUGCUGAUGAGUUGGCAAGUACUUUUUUGCAUUCUGAAAAAUACAAGACAGAACGGGGAGACAUCUCUUAGUGUUUCUGUGUCUAGGAUUGUUCUCUACUGGAUUUUUUUAAUAGUUAGUAAUCCUCAAAGACUCAUUCCGAGAAACAGGAAUUUUUGUUACACAAAUUGGCUUUAAGGCUAUACAGCCACAUCAACUAUGUGCAUUAUGCUGCAACUAGAAAGCAGAUACAGGGUAAAUCAGGAAGGCAGAGGGGUGCCGUAUUGCCAACAAGUAGAAAUGCUUCUCUCUCUUAUUUAAAAGACCAGAGAAGGUAUUUUCUGUAGACACUUGCUCCUAGAUUUUGUUUAGUGAGCUAUAUAUAGUAUGUACCACAUUUGAGAGUGGUAAAAGAGCAACAGCAGUCUAAGAAAACUUGAAUCUGGUUUGUCUAUAUAGGGAGCAGGAAAGCGGAGUUUACUCCUUUAGCACUUUAAGCUGCAGAAGAGACAGCAGCUACAGUUCUAACCUUUGGUCUCCUAGAAAACAAGAGGAGCCAACAUUGUCCAAGAACGUGACGUGAUCUGUCUUCCAACCAGUCUUUCAGUGGCAGUUUGUAGGACUUUACAGCUAUCUGGAAUAUGAUUAGACCCCAGUCCACAUUUUAGUAGUUGUCCUAUAUAGUGUAGAUGAUGCGUUUGGUUUUUUUUGUGUUUCUGUACUUCAAAACAUUGUCCUCAUUUUGACGUCCACUGGAAAAUGUAUAAAGUUUAUAAUACCUUAUUGAAUAUCCAGAUUUGAAAUGUAUAAUCGAUUUUUUUGUAAACUUGAUAUCCAUGUGUGAUUAUAAGCAAAUUUGUGUUAUACUAUGUAGGUAAUGGGUAAAUGCAUUAGUAUUUAUUACCCUGAUUUUUAACCUGGAAAGAGUUUCUUCCUUACAUUUUGUGGUUGAUUGGGAAGAUAUGGCAAAUCAUAUCUCUGGAUUUUUUUGUGUUUUUGGUUUCUUUUUUGUUUUAAAAAGACAGUAAUAACAUUGGUUGCUAUAAUGGUCACUGCCUAUAAAUGAGUUGGUGAAAAAUUAUAGUAAUUACUUCAGCUAGUUUAAAAACUCUAAAUUUGGUAAGCUUCUUGAUUCUCUGUCUUCCUCUUCUUGGGCAUCUUAGUGAAGCCUUGAUUUGCUUUUUCCAAAUGUUUGUAUUUAAUACAUUCUACAGUUUUUUAUAAAU